GAUUUUCUCUUUGAACUUUGUCCUGUGUGCUAUUCAGUUCGUUUCACUCUUUUAAACUUUGCUUUCUAUUUUUUCUACACUUUCUUUCUCAAACACAAAUUUUACAUAUCCUGUGGAUAUUCAACAAGGUACUUGAAGUAUCUAUAUAACAAUCAAACACAAUGCAUUUUUCAAAGAAGGCUCUGGCAGCCCUUAUUGGGUCUGCGACUAGCGCAAACGGUGCGAUCUUAUGGGAUGGUCGAUUCGAUUCUUCUUCCAUGGCGGAUUUGGAAGCUUGGUCAUGGAGUAACGCUGUUGGUGAUUACCAAAAUUAUAUCCAUGGUACAAGUAACAUUACCAGCUAUGUUGCUCUCGACAGCACUUACAAGAACCCUGCCGAUUCUGGAUCAGCCCUCGGUGCCAAAAUUACUCUUGAUAGUACCUCAUACUGGGAAGGUCAAAACAUGCGUCGUACCGAAUUGAUCCCUCAAACCUCCGCAGCUAUUGGAAGUGGAAAGGUUUACUACCAUUUCAGUAUGAUGCGUGAAGAUACCAAUGCUCCAAGUAUCUACAGAGAACAUCAAAUCUGUUUCUUCGAGAGUCAUUUCACAGAGAUGAAGAGUGGUUGGAUUAGUGGAGAAUCUGGAUCCAGUGAUCCUCUUUUGAGAUGGGAUGUCAGUUCGACUAGUCAAUGGAGUACUAACUGGACUGCUGGUGUUUGGCACAACAUUGCUUACGGAAUUGAUUUCUCCGCAGGCUCAGUUGAAUUUUACCACUCCACCGGAUCUGAUGCUCUCACCCUUACCGUCCCAGCCGUCAAAGUUUCCGCCUCUUCCAAUGGUGCAGACUGGCACUUGGGAGUUCUCGAACUCCCCGUUACCGGUCAAACUGAUGGAACCGAAGAUUUCUAUUUCUCCGGUGUAUACAUCGAGAGUGGAUCGCUAACCACUAGUGUUGCUGGACCAGGUGGAGCCGUGGUUUCCAGUUCUUCUUCUGCAACCUCGUCAGUAGAUUCUUCUUCUGUUGCUUCUAGCUCAGUUGUUUCUAUCGCGUCUUCUAGUUCUGUUGUGGAAGCUUCCAGUUCGUUAGCUUCUAGUGCAACAUCUAUUGAGGCUGUUUCUACUCAAGCCGCUAUUCCUUCUUCAUCUGCUAUUGUUUCUUCAGUCGUUACCUCUUCAGCUGUAGCACAAGUUCAAGCAUCUUCUUCUAUCGUCUCGUCUCCAUCAAGCUCAACCAAGAAAUCCUGCACCAAAAAGGUCGCUUCUGCAACUCCCAUCUCCAGCGCCGCAGCCCAACAAUCAUCUACCAAGAAAUCCUGCACAAAGAAGGCCUCCUCCGCUACCGCUAUCACUAGCGCUGUAGCCAUCGCAUCCCAAGCUAGCGGAUCCAUUGUCGAAUUCACCUCGACUCAAACUGUCACCUCCGUCGAUAUCAUCCCAACAACUGUCUACGUCACCGCCGGAGGUUCAACAUUCUUAACCACUUCUUCCGUUUCAUCCACCUACACAUCUGAAUCCGCCGUCAUCACUUCUUCUUCUGUCCUCUCCAUUGCUGCUCCAUCUACUUUUGUCACUUCCAAGAAAUCUUGCACUAAGAAAGCUUCUUCUGCUGCAAUUGCAUCAAGUUUGGCAGGAAAUGUAAACGUAGCUGCUAGCUCUUCAGCGGUUCUAACUUCUGCGGGUGCUAGCUCGAAACCCCAUACCACCCUUACCAUGACAGUCACCCAAACCACUUCUACCACUGUCGCUUCGAGCGCGGGUGCUACUAGCACUGGAGGAAGCAGCUCGGGAGAGAUUGCUUUGUACAUGCAAUGUGGAGGAAAGAACUGGACUGGAACUGGUACCUGUGUUAGUGGAAGUACCUGCACUGUUCAAAAUGAUUAUUAUAGCCAAUGUAUUUCUGCUUAAAGUAGAAAAAUGAAAGAUGUUUAAGGGGAUUGGGAGAGGAGGAAUUUUCUAUUCUGUUGUAUAUAGUUUGAGAUGUCUGUGUGUGUCUAUGAUUCGAAUUGAAUAGUCUGGAUUAUAUAUCUAUCA
Botrytis cinerea B05.10 is the source of this 2012-nucleotide messenger RNA. RefSeq lists its product as hypothetical. NCBI's taxonomy places the organism in Eukaryota, Fungi, Ascomycota, Leotiomycetes, Helotiales, Sclerotiniaceae. Gene Ontology annotation, molecular function: cellulose binding. The record is from RefSeq and is a predicted model, not a curated record. Gene Ontology annotation, cellular component: extracellular region. Gene Ontology annotation, biological process: carbohydrate metabolic process. The coding region runs from base 162 to 1886 and encodes 574 amino acids. The transcript is spliced from 3 exons.